This is a messenger RNA of Anopheles moucheti, 808 nucleotides long. RefSeq lists its product as uncharacterized. The record is from RefSeq and is a predicted model, not a curated record. The coding region runs from base 8 to 808 and encodes 266 amino acids. NCBI's taxonomy places the organism in Eukaryota, Metazoa, Arthropoda, Insecta, Diptera, Culicidae. The transcript is spliced from 2 exons.
CUAAACAAUGGCCACUGCAGAAGCUGAACAAAUAGAUACAUUACAACGAGCGUCUGCAAAUGAACCAGUAGCCGAAGGACAAGAAGCAAUUUUGUCCAAAAUUUCCGUACUGACACAUUCUAGCGAGUCCAAGUUAUCGGCCAUUAUUGAAGAAGAUAGUACGCCCAGGGAUAAAUUUUACACCACAACGAAUUUCCAGAAAGAGCGGUUAGAACAGUUGUCCCAUCCAAAGUUGCUACAUCUAGAGGAAACCUUGGGAAGAUUCGAAAAUAUCACGAAAAACCAUGAAGUGAAUGAACGGAUAGUAAAGAUAAAAAUGCGACUACUAGAACUUCGAUCAGAAAAACCCGUCCGUCAGAUACGCACAGGGAAAUCUUCCAUCGAAUCACAAAACGAUAGAACCUUCUCAAUAUCACAAAACACGAAAGAAAUUUACAGCAAUCUACAAUCCAGUCUGCGGAAAGCAGCCUUCGAAACAUUGGUUAAACAAAUUUUCGAUAAAUUGCCUAAACUGUUAAUUACGAUGGAGCAAACACGUGCCCAACAAACGGCGCCGGAAAUGAAGACUCUUCUGGAUACUUUACAAGCUACACUUGAGCAUUAUCUUGGACAACCGACGCAAGAGCAUGAAAAGCGUGUGUACAACUAUCUUUGCUAUGGAUUGGCAAAGUUUAUAGAAAAUGUCAUUGAAAAUGUGCACAAAAAUCAGCAAGAAGACGAACGAGUUGCUCAGGACGAAAAGCCUGGCAAUGGGCACCUUACACUAGCGGUUCAACUUGCUAGGAAGGCUUACAAAGAACGUCCAUAA